Botrytis deweyae is the source of this 784-nucleotide messenger RNA. RefSeq lists its product as uncharacterized. Gene Ontology annotation, cellular component: extracellular exosome; endoplasmic reticulum-Golgi intermediate compartment. The transcript is spliced from 3 exons. The record is from RefSeq and is a predicted model, not a curated record. Gene Ontology annotation, molecular function: calcium ion binding. Bases 65 to 685 code for a protein of 206 amino acids. NCBI's taxonomy places the organism in Eukaryota, Fungi, Ascomycota, Leotiomycetes, Helotiales, Sclerotiniaceae.
CCGACUUUGUACUUUUGCGACAAAAAACACAUUUCAUCAUAAUUACCUUUAACGACCUACGAUAAUGACUUUGGGACUUGGAAGGAUAGGCGGGCUUUUGGCUUGUGUCGGAUUGGUCGUUGCACAUGGAGGUGUAGCUCAUCAGAAACCUUUAGCCGUGGAUCCAGACGCGGAUUGGGGUACUAGACAUAUGGCUGAGGAACAUCAUAUUGAAAAUUUUGAUGCGGGAGCCUUCUUCACACUGCAUGAUUUCGAUAAUAACGGUGUAUGGGACCAAGCGGAAAUCCUCAAAUUCUACGGCAUGGAAGACGAAACCGCAAAAGAUGUGCCGCAGGAUAAGAAGGAUAAUAUAUUGAAGGAGAUAUUGAAGUUGAUGGAUAAUAAUAAUAAUGGACAAGUGGAAAGGGAAGAAUGGGAUAGAUAUUCGGGGUCUGGAGGAUUGUUACCGGAUUUUGGAUUGGGACCUGGUCAUCAUUGGGAUAUUGAGAUGGAGUAUGAGAUUCAUCAUUGGCAGAAAUAUCACGACGAGAAUACAAAGGAAGAGGAUCUAAUACACCCGGAGGAUAUUGAACAUUUCAAGAAACACGAUGAAUUGGAAGAUGAAGCCGACAGAGUUGCAGCUUUGGAUAAGAUGUCCAUUGUUGAACAAAAUAUUCCUGAUAAGUUCAGAAAGGAUAAACAAUGAUUGGUUAUGUUUAAAUGUAUAGACAUAAUGUUAAGACGUUAAGAUGAAUAGAUUUUACACCUAAUAGAUAAGUAUCAAUACAUACAGAGUUACCUUUCC